GCAUGUCAGAGGAGUGCCAAAAUGACUUUUGUUCGUGUUGCUUACAACAACGUGGACUUUAGAUGCCUAGUGGCUUAGAUAGCUCAGAAUUUUGACAUAAAGUGAAUUAUGGGAUUGAAAGGCAGAAAGCAGAACCUUCCUGAAAAGACGUGUGCCCUAUGAGCGGUUUGAUGUGGGAUAUUUUUUCCUCUUUGCCUGGGUUAUUACUGGUCUCAGUGCCUUGAGGGUUAAGCCCAACAGGGAUAUUUUUAAACAGCAGGGGCCGGUUAAUCUAAAAGUGACAUUUACAGUCACAACAGUGAGCGUAUCUAGCAGUCUUAGAUCCAGGCCCUAAUUAAACAAGGAACCUGGAAAAUCUAAGGCUGAUCACACAAUUGAGAGGACAUGGGAAAAGAAAAGGCGAAGAGCUAAGUGAUUCUCUGAAUGGUCCUGCUUCUUUUUCUUUCUUGUGUGAUUUUCUCCUGCCUGAUCUUUUCCUGGUGGAAAAUCUGGGGGACAAUGGCGGACUCCAAGCCGGUCACCAAGAAUAAAUCUGAAGCAAACUUCGUUCAGAGCCAGGAGCCUCUUCCAGCCUCGGACAGCUCAGAGGAACUGCUGCAGAAGAAUGGCGACAGCAGCUCACUGCCAAAGACCCCCGAACAGGCCGAACCAGCCUCCCACAGAGACCCCAAAGAUGCCUGUUGGCCGAGAACUUCCCAUCCACCCCCACCCCUGAAGCCCCCAAGAAGCCCCCUUUCCUCCAGUGACCUGUCGGCCUCCCCAGAGCCCCCAACCAAUGGGACAGUGGCCCCAGAGGCCCCAGGUACCAAUGACCUGUCCUCCCCAGCUGGGACCCAGGGUCAGCAAGCCAGAUCCCCCUCUAAAGAAGAAGAGAAGCAGGCGCACAUCAAAAGGCAGCUGAUGACCAGCUUCAUCCUGGGCUCCUUUGAUGACAACUCUUCCGACGAGGACCCCUGUGCUGGCUUAUUCCGAGAGUCUUCCAGGAAGGGCAGCCGGGCCAGCCUAGGGGCCCUGUCCCUCGAGGCUUUUCUGAUCGCAGGCGAGCCUGAGACCCUCGUCCACACCAUGAGGCCGAGCAUGUCAGGGCUCCACCUGGUGAAGAGGGGACGGGAGCACAGAAAGCUGGACCUGCACAGAGACUUUACCGUGGCUUCCCCCGCCGAGUUUGUCACACGCUUUGGGGGGAAUCGGGUCGUCGAGAAGGUCCUCAUCGCCAACAACGGCAUCGCCGCCGUCAAGUGCAUGCGCUCCAUCCGCAGAUGGGCCUACGAGAUGUUCCGCAAUGAGCGAGCCAUCCGCUUCGUAGUCAUGGUGACCCCCGAGGACCUGAAGGCCAACGCAGAGUAUAUCAAGAUGGCAGAUCAGUAUGUCCCUGUCCCCGGAGGGGCCAAUAAUAACAACUACGCCAACGUGGAGCUGAUCGUGGACAUUGCCAAGAGAAUCCCUGUGCAGGCCGUGUGGGCUGGCUGGGGCCACGCCUCCGAAAACCCCAAGCUUCCGGAGCUCCUGUGCAAGCACAAGAUUGCUUUCUUAGGCCCCCCCAGUGAGGCCAUGUGGGCCCUGGGAGAUAAGAUCGCUUCCACCAUUGUGGCCCAGACGCUGCAGAUCCCAACCCUGCCCUGGAGUGGAAGCGGUCUGAUGGUGGAGUGGACAGAGGACCGUCUGCAGGAGGGAGAAAGGAUCAGUGUCCCAGAAGACGUUUACAACCAGGGUUGUGUGAAAGAUGUAGAUGAGGGCUUGGAGGCAGCAGAAAAAAUUGGUUUUCCGCUGAUGAUCAAAGCUUCCGAAGGCGGUGGAGGGAAAGGAAUCCGGAAGGCCGAGAGCUCCGAGGACUUCCCAAUUCUUUUCAGACAGGUGCAGAGUGAGAUCCCGGGCUCCCCCGUCUUCCUCAUGAAGCUGGCCCAGCACGCUCGUCACCUGGAGGUCCAGAUCCUCGCCGACCAGUAUGGGAACGCCGUGUCCCUGUUUGGGCGCGAUUGCUCCAUCCAGCGGCGGCACCAGAAGAUCAUCGAGGAGGCGCCGGCCACCAUCGCCACCCCGGUUGUGUUUGAGUUCAUGGAGCAGUGUGCUGUCCGCCUGGCCAAGACCGUGGGGUACGUGAGCGCAGGGACUGUGGAAUACCUCUACAGCCAGGACGGCAGCUUCCACUUCUUGGAGCUGAAUCCCCGCUUGCAGGUGGAGCAUCCCUGCACAGAAAUGAUCGCCGACGUCAACCUGCCAGCUGCCCAGCUACAGAUCGCCAUGGGCGUGCCCCUGUACCGGCUGAAGGAUAUCCGGCUUCUGUACGGAGAGUCCCCGUGGGGGGUGACACCCAUCUCUUUCGAAACCCCUUUGAACCCUCCCCUCGCCCGAGGCCAUGUCAUUGCUGCCAGAAUCACCAGUGAAAACCCAGACGAGGGUUUUAAGCCGAGCUCCGGCACAGUCCAGGAACUGAAUUUCCGCAGCAGCAAGAAUGUGUGGGGUUACUUCAGCGUGGCAGCUGCCGGCGGCUUGCACGAGUUUGCCGAUUCCCAGUUUGGGCACUGCUUCUCCUGGGGCGAGAACCGGGAGGAGGCCAUUUCGAACAUGGUGGUGGCUCUGAAAGAAUUGUCCAUCCGGGGUGACUUCAGGACGACCGUGGAAUAUCUCGUCAACCUCCUGGAGACCGAGAGCUUCCAGAACAACGACAUCGACACUGGGUGGUUGGACCACCUCAUUGCUGAGAAAGUGCAGGCUGAGAAGCCGGACAUCAUGCUUGGGGUGGUGUGUGGAGCCUUGAACGUGGCGGAUGCGAUGUUCAGAACCUGCAUGACAGAUUUCCUCCACUCACUUGAAAGAGGCCAGGUUCUUCCAGCAGAUUCUCUGCUGAACACCGUAGAUGUGGAGUUAAUUUACGGCGGCAUUAAGUACAUCCUCAAGGUGGCCCGGCAGUCUCUGACCAUGUUCGUCCUCAUCAUGAACGGCUGUCACAUCGAGAUCGACGCGCACCGGCUGAACGACGGCGGGCUGCUGCUGUCCUACAAUGGGAACAGCUACACCACCUACCUAAAGGAGGAGGUCGACAGUUACCGAAUUACCAUUGGCAACAAGACGUGUGUGUUUGAGAAGGAGAACGAUCUGACGGUCCUGAGAGCCCCCUCAGCUGGGAAGCUGUUGCAGUACAUGGUGGAGGACCAGGGUCACGUGGAGGCUGGGGGCAGCUACGCCGAAAUGGAGGUGAUGAAGAUGAUCCUGACCCUGCACGUGCAGGAAAGUGGCCGGGUGAAGUACAUCAAGCGCCCGGGGGCCGUGCUGGAGGUGGGCUGCGUGGUAGCCCGGCUGGAGCUCGACGACCCUUCCAAAGUGCACCCGGCACAGCCAUUCACAGGGGAGCUCCCUUCCCAGCAAACUCUGACCAUCCUCGGGGAGAAACUGCACCAGGUUUUCCAUAGUGUCCUGGAAAACUUGUCCAACGUCAUGAGUGGCUACUGUCUGCCAGAGCCUAUUUUCAGCAUCAAGCUGAAGGAGUGGGUGCAGAAGCUCAUGAUGACUCUCCGGCACCCGUCGCUGCCGCUGCUGGAGCUGCAGGAGAUCAUGACCAGCGUGUCGGGCCGCAUCCCCGCCCCCGUGGAGAAGGCGGUCCGCAGGGUGAUGGCCCAGUACGCCAGCAACAUCACCUCCGUGCUGUGCCAGUUCCCCAGCCAGCAGAUAGCCACGAUCCUGGACUGCCACGCAGCCACCCUGCAGCGGAAGGCCGACCGUGAGGUUUUCUUCAUGAACACCCAAAGCAUCGUGCAGUUGGUUCAGAGAUACCGCAGCGGGACCCGCGGCUACAUGAAGGCGGUGGUAUUGGACCUCCUGCGAAGGUAUCUGCACGUGGAGCACCACUUCCAACAAGCCCACUACGACAAGUGCGUGAUCAACCUCAGGGAGCGCUUCAAGCCGGACAUGUCCCAGGUGCUAGACUGCAUCUUCUCCCAUGCACAGGUGGCCAAGAAGAACCAGCUGGUCAUCAUGUUGAUUGAUGAGCUUUGUGGACCAGACCCUGCCCUGUCAGACGAGCUGACCUCCAUCCUCAACGAGCUCACUCAGCUGAGCAAAAGCGAGCAUUGCAAAGUGGCGCUCAGAGCCAGGCAGGUCCUGAUCGCCUCCCACCUCCCCUCCUACGAGCUGAGACACAACCAGGUGGAGUCCAUUUUCCUGUCUGCCAUCGACAUGUACGGUCACCAGUUCUGCCCCGAAAACCUCAAGAAAUUAAUACUUUCAGAGACGACCAUAUUUGACGUGCUGCCCACCUUCUUCUAUCACACUAACAAAGUCGUCUGCAUGGCGUCCUUGGAGGUGUAUGUGCGGAGGGGCUACAUCGCGUACGAGUUGAACAGCCUGCAGCACCGGCAGCUCCCAGACGGCACCUGCGUGGUGGAAUUCCAAUUCAUGCUGCCCUCCUCCCACCCCAACAGGGCCCGAAGUCCCCUUCUGCCCAGGAUGGCAGUGCCCGUCAGCGUCACCAACCCCGACCUGCUGAGGCACAGCACGGAGCUCUUCAUGGACAGUGGCUUCUCCCCUCUGUGCCAGCGCAUGGGGGCCAUGGUUGCCUUCCGGAGAUUUGAGGAUUUCACCAGGAACUUUGAUGAAGUGAUCUCCUGCUUUGCCAACGUGCCCAGGGACGCCCCCCUCUUCAGCAAGGCUCGGCCCUCCCUGUACACAGAGAACGAUUGCAAGAGCCUCCGGGAAGAGCCGAUCCACAUCCUGAACGUGGUCAUCCAGUCUGCAGACCACCCGGAGGACGAGGAGCUGGUGCCGAUUUUCCGGGCCUUUGUGCAGUCCAAGAAAAAUAUCCUUGUGGAUUGUGGACUCCGAAGAAUCACUUUCCUGGUUGCCCAAGAGAAAGAAUUUCCCAAGUUUUUCACGUUCAGAGCAAGAGAUGAGUUUGCAGAAGAUCGCAUUUACCGCCACUUGGAGCCUGCCCUGGCCUUCCAGCUGGAGCUCAGCCGGAUGCGAAACUUCAGCCUGACCGCCGUGCCCUGCGCCAACCACAAGAUGCACCUUUACCUGGGCGCUGCCAAGGUGAAGGAGGGUUUGGAAGUGACGGACUACAGGUUCUUCAUCCGAGCCAUCAUCAGGCACUCGGACCUGAUCACAAAGGAAGCUUCUUUCGAGUAUCUGCAGAAUGAGGGCGAGCGGCUGCUCCUGGAGGCCAUGGACGAGCUGGAGGUGGCCUUCAACAACACCACCGUGCGCACUGACUGCAACCACAUCUUCCUCAACUUCGUGCCCACGGUCAUCAUGGACCCCUCCAAGAUCGAGGAGUCGGUGCGUUUCAUGGUCAUGCGCUACGGCAGCCGGUUGUGGAAGCUCCGUGUGCUGCAGGCUGAGGUCAAGAUCAACAUCCGCCAGUCCACCACCGGCAACGCCAUUCCCAUCCGCCUGUUCAUCACCAACGAGUCGGGCUACUACCUGGACAUCAGCCUCUAUGAAGAAGUGCCUGACCCCAGAUCCGGAAACAUCAUGUUUCACUCCUUUGGAAACAAACAAGGGCCCCAGCAUGGGAGGCUAAUCAACACCCCUUACGUCACCAAGGACCUGCUUCAGGCCAAGCGAUUCCAGGCUCAGUCUCUGGGGACCACUUACGUGUACGACUUUCCGGAAAUGUUCAGGCAGGCUCUCUUUAAACUCUGGGGCUCCCCGGACAAGUACCCCAAAGACAUCCUGACCUAUACGGAGCUCGUCCUGGACUCUCAGGGGCAGCUGGUGGAGAUGAACCGACUUCCUGGGGAAAAUGAGGUGGGCAUGGUGGCCUUCAGGAUGAGGUUUAAGACCCAAGAGUACCCCGAAGGACGGGACGUGAUUCUCAUCGGCAACGACAUCACUUUCCGCAUCGGCUCCUUUGGCCUGGGAGAGGACCUCCUGUACCAGCGGGCGUCCGAGCUGGCCCGAGCAGAGGGGAUCCCCAAGGUCUACCUUGCAGCCAACAGUGGAGCCCGCAUCGGCCUCGCCGAGGAGAUCAAACACAUGUUCCAGGUGGCGUGGGUGGACCCCGAAGACCCCCACAAGGGAUUUAAAUACCUGUACCUGACCCCACAAGACUACACCAGAAUCAGCUCCCUGAACUCUGUCCACUGUAAACACAUUGAGGAAGGAGGAGAAUCCAGAUACAUGAUCACCGACAUCAUUGGAAAGGACGACGGGCUGGGCGUGGAGAAUCUGAGUGGCUCGGGGAUGAUCGCUGGGGAGUCCUCCCUGGCUUACGAAGAAAUCGUCACCAUCAGCCUGGUGACCUGCCGAGCCCUUGGGAUCGGGGCUUACGUGGUGAGGCUGGGCCAGCGAGUGAUCCAGGUGGAAAACUCCCACAUCAUCCUGACGGGAGCAGGAGCUCUCAACAAGGUCCUGGGAAGAGAGGUUUACACCUCCAACAACCAGCUGGGUGGGGUGCAGAUAAUGCAUUACAACGGCAUCGCCCACAUCGCGGUGCCAGACGACUUCGAAGGGGUUUAUACCAUCCUAGAGUGGCUGUCCUACAUGCCAAAGGAUAAUCGCAGCCCAGUCCCCAUCAUCACACCCACUGACCCCAUUGACAGAGAAAUCGAAUUCCUUCCAUCCAGAGCCCCCUACGACCCCCGGUGGAUGCUUGCAGGGAGACCUCACCCAACCCUGAAGGGGAGCUGGCAGAGCGGCUUCUUCGACCAGGGCAGUUUCAAGGAGAUCAUGGCUCCCUGGGCCCAGACCGUGGUGACGGGACGAGCAAGGCUGGGGGGCAUCCCUGUCGGAGUGAUUGCUGUGGAGACGCGGACUGUGGAGGUGGCAGUCCCCGCAGACCCUGCCAACCUGGAUUCUGAGGCCAAGAUAAUCCAGCAGGCAGGCCAGGUGUGGUUCCCAGACUCGGCCUACAAAACAGCCCAGGCCAUCAAGGACUUCAACCGGGAGAAGUUGCCCCUGAUGAUCUUUGCCAACUGGAGGGGCUUCUCCGGGGGCAUGAAAGACAUGUACGACCAGGUGAUGAAGUUCGGUGCCUACAUCGUAGACGGCCUUAGGCAGUACAAGCAGCCCAUCCUCAUCUAUAUCCCCCACUAUGCGGAGCUCCGCGGGGGUUCCUGGGUGGUGAUGGAUUCGUCCAUCAACCCCCUGUGCAUAGAAAUGUACGCGGACAAGGAGAGCAGAGGGAGUGUUCUGGAGCCAGAGGGAACGGUGGAGAUUAAGUUCCGAAAGAAAGAUCUGACAAAGGUCAUGAGAAGGAUUGACCCGACUUACAAGAAGCUGGUGGAACAGCUAGGGACACCUGAGCUCUCCGACAAGGACCGCGUGGACCUGGAGGGACAGCUGAAGGCCCGGGAGGACCUGCUGCUUCCCAUGUACCACCAAGUGGCGGUGCAGUUCGCCGACCUCCAUGACACACCCGGCAGGAUGCUGGAAAAGGGGGUCAUUUCCGACAUCCUGGAGUGGAAGACGGCACGGACGUUCCUGUACUGGCGCCUGCGCCGCCUCCUCCUGGAGGACCAGGUCCGGCAGGAGAUCCUGCGGGCCAGCGGCGAGCUGAGCCACGAGCACAUCCAGUCCAUGCUGCGCCGCUGGUUCAUGGAGUCGGAGGGGGCUGUGAAGGCCUACCUGUGGGACAACAACCAAGCCGUGGUGCAGUGGCUGGAGCAGCACUGGCAGGCACAGGAUGGCCCGCACUCCCCCAUCCGUGAGAAUAUCAAGUACCUGAAGCGCGACAAUGUCCUCAAGACCAUCCAAGGCCUCGUUCAAGAAAACCCCGAGGUGGCCCUGGACUGCAUCAUCCACAUGAGCCAGCACAUCAGCGCGGCCGAGCGGGCCCAGGUGGUCCAGCUCCUGUCCACCAGGGAGAGCCCAGCCUCCACCUGACCCCCGGCCCUCCCAGCCGCUCGCAGGACCGCGGGCAAGAGACAGAAGCCACACCAGGCUGCAGCCCCUCGCCGGGAGCUCAGGGGUUCACUUUUUUUUAAAUUUUUCUUUGAAAUCCUGAGCAUUUCUGCAGGGGUGCUGGCACACAGCUGGCUCCUGUCUCAAUAAAAGGCUCAGGAUGCCCCUUCCAGCCAGAAGUAGCCUCCUCGCCAUCGUUGGCAAGUUCGUUUCGCUUUGUUUCGUCUCUUAAGACAACGUUUUUCACUGCAUCACUGAACUGAAUUGAACCAGAUUCAUUCAGUGGUGUUCUUCAGGCUUGUUUUAUAUCAGAUCAUGGAAUCUUAUUUUUUUACUCCGAGACCAGCACUUGAUUUUAAGGCUCUUGUAUUUCGGUAGAUGGAACAGGCCCAGGAAAGAAAAACAGAGACAAGACAAAAGAAAACCUAUUUUUGGUAAUGAUGCUUAUUCAGACACUGUCUAGUCAUCUGUGGAAGGGCAUGGAUUAUUUUGUAUUAAAAGAAUAAAGUGGCAAUCCCCCCACACCCCACACCCCAAACGGCCACUAGUGAACCACUAGGCAUGCCCCAUUGGCAGGCCAUUCUUAGCCCUCAUUAGCAGAGGUUCAUUUUUUGAGAGAGGGAAAGCAAAAUGAGCCGAAUUGCCUGGCUGGGGUUUCAGGACAUUUGGAAAAUUCUUUUAUGGGUCUCAUGGUCCUCUGCCCGGGCUCUUGCUCCGUGGAACACAAGGACUAACCCCCCCACCCCGCAGGAUACAUCUUGGGCAUGCAUCUUCCUGCUGGGUGGGGAAGACAGGAGGAGGGGAAGCUCUCCCCAAAUUUCUCUCCCAGCCUGCUCACGGGGGAUGCCACUGGCAUUGCCAGUCUCCACUGCCCCCUCGGGAGCGCCACCUCUAGCCACCAUCACUUUCCUCACCUGUUGCCUGGAUCAGGCCCGAGGGCAGAACUAUCGGUCCCUGAGGACUAGACGGGAGGACCAUGCCAACUUGCUCAGGGGAGGACUUUGGAUGCAGCCAGCAGCACGGGGGCCUGGGGGCAUCCCACCCCUCCAGUAGGUCCCAGUUUGCUGGCAGCAGGGGGACUUUGCCACCACUUGCUGCAGAAGUCACACACAGCCCAUUUGGAGGCCAGAGAAGUUGCUGCAAGCCAGGAAGCUCGAGGAUGUCUGAGUUUAAAAAAAAAAAUCUUGCCAGCAGCCAGUGACAGCCCUGGCAAUCAAGGGCGGUAUGGGGGCAGCGAGGGAGGAAGAUGAAUUAUGGGUCGUCCCAUCCCAAGGACUAGAGGGGUUGGGGUGGGGAGAAUCGAUACUGCUUUUGGAGUUUUUAGUGCUGGCGAGGCCCUCUUGGUUUUUGGGGGGAAAGGCAAGUGGGUGGCUCUAGCUGCUGCUACCUGGGAACGGUGGUCAGAAGGACCUACCAGAAAAUGUAUGGAAUAAACUAUUUUUUGAAGGAA
This is a messenger RNA of Choloepus didactylus (southern two-toed sloth), 9286 nucleotides long. RefSeq names its product acetyl-CoA carboxylase beta (gene ACACB). Gene Ontology annotation, biological process: fatty acid biosynthetic process. The coding region runs from base 424 to 7818 and encodes 2464 amino acids. Gene Ontology annotation, molecular function: metal ion binding; acetyl-CoA carboxylase activity; ATP binding. The transcript is spliced from 54 exons. NCBI's taxonomy places the organism in Eukaryota, Metazoa, Chordata, Mammalia, Pilosa, Megalonychidae. The record is from RefSeq and is a predicted model, not a curated record.